Molecule: messenger RNA, 1519 nt
Organism: Musca domestica (house fly)
Lineage: Eukaryota; Metazoa; Arthropoda; Insecta; Diptera; Muscidae
Product: tRNA-splicing endonuclease subunit Sen34-like
Exons: 5
Coding region: 84-1001 (305 amino acids)
Biological process (GO): tRNA splicing, via endonucleolytic cleavage and ligation; tRNA-type intron splice site recognition and cleavage
Cellular component (GO): tRNA-intron endonuclease complex
Molecular function (GO): tRNA-intron lyase activity; nucleic acid binding
Source: RefSeq, a predicted model, not a curated record
CGACCUGCUAAGCCCUUAAAUGCCUUCUUUUUCGAUCUGUUGGUCCCUUAAAAUUUGAACCUGGAAGCUUGUGAAAUCAAAAAAUGGACGAGGAGAACCCUGGAAAUAAAAUUAGUUUAACGUUAUUGAAUGGAACUGGCUAUGUUUUUGAGGUGGAGGAUUACAUGAAACUAAGAAGAGACCACCACAUAGUUGGCUCUUUGGUGGGGACCUGUGCAAGCCGGGGAUGGUCAGGCAGUGAAUGCACAAUGCCCGUCGAAUUAACACCCUGGGAGACAUGUCUAUUGGUGGAACAGGGCUUGGCGGUAUUGGUUUCAAAAAAGACUUCCCUAUUGCGAGAAGAAAAUGAACAGGAACGUAAACAUUACCAAGAGCAGUUGGAGCAACGAAUAUCGCAACAAGAGGAGGCAUUGAAAGAUGAAAAACUGAAACAGUCAGAGGGAAAUAUUGAGAAAAUUUUGGCGGGGAAACGGAAAAAGUUGCUGAAGCAAGGAGUUCCAGAAAAAGACAUAAAAUUGGAUCCCCAGGAAAUACUCAAUGAAAUCAGGCAAAGUAUCAAAUUUGAAAGAAAAAAUGCUUUACUGGACAUACCCUGUGCCCAUCCUGAACCUCAUGAUGCCUGCAUAGUAACAUUCCCGGACUCGGAUACCUCUCUAAAAUAUUUGGUAUUUCGUGAUCUUUGGUCACGUGGGAAAUAUGUAACAUGUGGUGAUGCUUUUGGGGCUGAUUUUCUUAUCUAUCCCGGUGAUCCGUUGCAAUAUCAUGCCUCACAUGUUGUUGUGCUCUUGGAAAAUGGUUCUAUGAAAGCUUUGGAACUGGUGGCCAAUGUUCGUCUAUCUGUGAUGGUUAACAAACUGUGCGUUGUGGCUUAUUUUGACAAUGAGGGAGAUAAGGAUGGAGGAGGGAAAGAUAGAAAGAUUGCAUACCAAACUAUUACCUGGAUGGGUGAUAAGGAUAAAGAACGCAGGCAAUUUGGAAAUAUCAAUGUGAAUACUUCAUAAUUAGACACAAUUUUAAAUGGAUACAUUGGGCUUCCUAAGAAGUAAAAUGAAAUAAAAAGAAAAAAGAACUCAACUGAUGAAAAGACAAGAUCAAAAAUCCUCGCAAAAGUGUGAGAGCGACUUCAAAGCAAAAAAAAAAAAAAAAAAGAUAAGAGGAAAACCUUAUUCGAUUCAAAAUACAAUGAAGGAAGAGAAACAAACCAGAAAGGAAAAACUUGCCUGGAUAAAUUUCAAUUUUAAAAAAUCGUUUGAUUGCAAUAUUUAUGAUGGGAUAUCCAUCAUUGAGAACAAAAUAGAAGCAGAUUUAAACUGAGAUUUCGGAUGAGACUUCCGAUAUAUAGACGUAUUACAAAGAAACCAAAUUUCAUUAAGCGUAAAGUUAACCUGAAAUAAAAAGAAAAAAAUCCAACUGGUCAAAUAAUUAUUCAAGAAAUGUAAAGUUAACCGGAUUGCUGCCGAAUUAGAAGACUAAAAAAGUAAAGUAAAAUGAAAUAAAAAGAAAAAAAAUACGAAUACAA